This is a messenger RNA of Sorghum bicolor (sorghum), 1668 nucleotides long. Its product is annotated as zinc finger CCCH domain-containing protein 39. Bases 147 to 1142 code for a protein of 331 amino acids. The transcript is spliced from 3 exons. Lineage: Eukaryota; Viridiplantae; Streptophyta; Magnoliopsida; Poales; Poaceae. Gene Ontology annotation, molecular function: metal ion binding; mRNA binding. The record is from RefSeq and is a predicted model, not a curated record.
GCGCGCCACGGCCGCCCCGGCAUGCCGCGCAACGCCGCAUUGCCUACCGCGCAAACUCCCCGGAGCACCACCUCCAAUCGGAGUCUCGAAUCCAGGAAUCCAGUGGGCGCUCAAGUACGGGAAGCUAGUCUAAGAGGGGGGGUGCCAUGGAAGUUGUCGCUCCGGCCCAGCACGACGCCCUGCACGCGGCGUUUGGCCCCAAGCCCUUUGGCGGCAUCGGCGGAGACGGGCGGUUCUCCUCCAGCCUCUCCUCGCUCGGCGGCGAUCGCUUCUUCGGCUACUCCACCACCACCGCUUCCUCCUGCUUCGGCAACAGCCCCGGGCUCUCCUCGCCGUCGCCGCGCGCCGCCUCGCUGUCCCGCGGCUCCUCCGAAUCCGGCUCCGUCGUCGACGACGGGGACGACGCGGCGGACGCCGCCACCGUCGCGGAGCGCCGCCUCCGCCUCGCGCGCCUCGCGCUCCAGUACCAGGAGGUGGUCAACCGCUUCGAGCUCUGUCUCUCGUACCUCGCCGACGCCAGCAACGAGGCGGCCGCGCUCCGCCGGGAGAACGAUGAGCUCCGCGUCGCCAACGAGGACCUCGCCCGCCGCAUCGAAGUGGUCGGCUGCAAGCUCGUCGACGAGUUCAGCAGUCUCCGCCUCGCCGAGGAGCACGCCACGCCACCACCACCACCACCUCCUCCUCCGUCACCGCUGCCCGUCGCUCCGGUGAUGCCGAAGAGCAUCUCCAUCCGCUCGCCCGGCUACCUCAAGAUGAACCAGAACGGCAAGCAUCGGGCGUCCAAGCCAACGAAGGUCUCGCAGCGCGUGUUCGUGGGCAUGGACGGCGGCGUGAAGGGGGAGGAGGAGCGCAAGGGUGUGGAGGAGAAGAAGCUCAACGGCGGGCUGGAGUUCGAGGUGUACAACCAGGGCAUGCUGAAGACGGAGCUGUGCAACAAGUGGGAGGAGACCGGCGCGUGCCCCUACGGUGACCAGUGCCAGUUCGCGCACGGCAUCGGCGAGCUCCGCCCCGUGAUUCGCCAUCCGCGCUACAAGACCCAGGUCUGCCGCAUGGUGCUCGCUGGCGUCGUCUGCCCCUACGGCCACCGCUGCCACUUCCGCCACUCAGUCACCCCUGCCGAUCUCUUCCUCCCGCGCCCCUGAUUAUGUCAGUCCAUCACCCACUGCCGCUCUAUCGCCCGCUUCCACCCUCUCCAACUCUACUUCAGUAUGCGGUAAUGCCAUUGUCACAGUCUUCAGAACACCAAUGUCUGAUUAGAUGUGAGGCACAAAAGGAGAGCCGUAAAUAAGGUAUAGAUAGAUACACGAGAUAGAAAACCAAAUUGGUCUGCAUAAUUAGCACACAGGCAAGAUGUGAAUAUAGAGUUCUAGACACCGAGGUGUUCAUAUGGGGUUGAUUGGGCAAUCAAACUCAAAUAUGUGAGUUAUGUUGGGAUUAUUGUAUUUGCCGUAUGGUUUAUUAUACGCGGUAUAGGUUAUGAUGUUCUGCCUAGUUGCAUUUUGUUAUGGGCAAAUUAAAUGAUAAAUUGGUGAACUCCUGUAAGUAAACUAAGUAAAGGCUGUUAUCUGAAUCUCUCUCUGUUGUGUUGAACACUUGGCAAGUGCAAGUGCCUUCAGUUGUAUUGUUUCUGAACAAUUGAAGCAAAUGAAUUCUAUUUUUCGCGGUACA